CGGGGCUGUUUGUAAACUCACGUUGCUCUCCGGGCAAUCCACUUUCCAAAACAACAGAAAUAUAAGCCUAGUAUUCACUCGCCAAGAGUCGUUUCAUGCGCAAGCCUUAACAAGAGAAGGAGUUUGAGGAAAAUUGUUCUCGUCAUUGCCUGGAUCAGGGCCGUACAGAUGGACUGAAAUCAAACAAAUCAGAACACCAGAGAAGAUCCAACAUGGGCAACAAACGGAAAGCCUCCAAUGAGGUCGACAGAGACUCAGAUGCCAGCUCAGGAUAUUUCAGUGCUUUGGACCAGACAGACUUUGAAGACGUGGGGCCAACCAUUAAUGCAGCGCAAAGCAUGCCGACAGCUCCUCAGGUGCCUUUCAUUCCUGGCUCGCAUCCAGGCGUCUCUCCCAUGAUCGUUAUGAACAACCUUGUCCUCAAACAGCCUAACGCCAUGGCCCCUGCAUUAAAACCUUGGAGAUUAAACACUUCCCUAGAUGUGGUUCCUCAGUCCCAGGUGCUUUUCCUACAGCCAGUCAUGGCAGCUGGUGACUGUACCGGCCAAAGCUCUGACAAGCAGAAGCAUUCCAGAAAGCACGUUCCCAUGCAGAACACCUUUCCGAAAAUUUUCCCACAUCUUACACAAGCAUCUACAGUUGACGAGGCUCCCAGUGCUAUCCAUAAGAGGUCAAACCACAGUCAUGGUGAAAGGCAUCAACGACGGCGUUACGAUGAUAAACCUUUUCACAGAUCCCCUUUAAAGCAGGAUGUGUCCGAAACAUUUAAAGAUUACCCCAAUAUUGCUUCUUUGGGAGAAAUUGGUCACUCUGUUGAAGACAUGGAGGAAAACUCCAGGCUUUCUGACCUUCAGGAGCCCCAUACCACCACUUCACCAUUCUCUCUUUGCUCAGACUCCUUCCUUGAUUCUUUCCCUCAAAAGAGUCCCAAAGCUUCAGUCACCCAGAGCAGUGAUGUGGAGAACAUCCCAGAGGCCCUCUCUCCAAGCUCCAGCAAGCGCAAACGCUUCUGCAAUACUUAUAAUAUUUUGAAUCGGUCAGGCCUACUGGGCAUCACACUGCGCACAAAGGAACUUAUUCGACAAAAUAAACGCUCCCAGGCCCAACUUAAGAGUCUGCAGGCUCAGACUGACCUCUUCUUGGAGGCCAUAUGUAGUGGAGAUCCCAAAGUCUGGACGAGAUUGCAGCUCAUCCUCCAGAACUCUGGAAACAGUGAGGAGACACCAGUGGACUCUGCAAGGGGGGCAGAGCAGGAUGUCACAGACGUGGGUUGUGUGGUGUAGUCACAAGUUUGGAUUUUAUUUCAGCUGUUAUCUGUGGUUUUGUGGAAUAGCCAACUUUGCUCAGACCUUAUGAAGUUAGGCAGUUGCUUAGCAAAUGUUUAACAUUUUCUCAUAAUAUUAAAGAAAUAUCAAAGAUUUGAGUCUUAAAUAGAGUCCGUAGAUCUGUAGAUCAGUGUUAUCUUUCCAACAUUAGUCGUCUUUAUUUUUGUGGAUUUGUCAAAAGUACACUGUAAAAAAAAAAAAAAAAAAACUAAAAAAUACGGUAGCAAUGUUUUAGGUUUUACGGUUUUAAUUUUCCUUAACUUAUGUAAUAUUAAUCAAUAUAUUGAAGUAUUGAAAUCUGUUUUGUACCUUUGUAAUACACCGAUAACCACCAAAAGCAGGUGGUAAUGAGAAAGUCACAUGAUAAAACAAAGCCUAUCACAAGCAGCUUUUAAACAUUAACUUGUACUAUAUAUAGAAGGUGCACAGUGUCAUUCACGCGAACACUAAACAUCAUCAUGGCAACACACAUCAAACUGAAAUAAUGCAAUAAACAUUAAUUUAACAACAUUAGAUGCAACAUACAACUCUAAUGUACAAAACUGAUAAGAAAAAAAGAAGCAACAUAGUUAUUUUAACAAAAAAAACAUAAAACGCAGGGAAUUCUAAGAAUGUAAAUUUACGGUCAUUCACUGUAAAUUUUGUCUUUUUCCACUUCAAAACACGGUACUACCGGAAAAUUACAUGCAAUGUCCAAUACAGUUUUUCACCAUAUAUAUAGUAGGGGGAUUUACCGUUAACCAUUUAACAGGAUUUUACUAUAGCAUUUUUACAGUCUUUUACCGUUAAACUCACAUCAUUUUUUUACAGUGUAUAUAAAGACAGCAUUUAGGUUACAGUUUCAUCUUUUUCUGAAUAAAGCGGUACAGUGAUUUAUUAGCACACUUAAUUUGAAAAAAUGCUAUUAACUGUUCUUCUAUCUCAAACUAAUUUGUUACUACCGGAGCUAGAACAGUGUAUCUAAUAAAUGCCUUUGACAAAUGACAAAGAUUUGAAUAACUAUAUUUAAGUGCACAUUUUUUUUUUAAAAUUCAGAUCAAAAUGUGAAAUUCAGAAUCACCCUUGUGAGUAUUUGAAAAUUUGUAAAAAUGUGUUUGUAAUAAACAUUGUUUUUGUACAUGUAUAAUGUGUUCUCAAAUGCACCAAGUAAUAUUCUUGUUGUUAUCUAUGAGAAAGACCAAUGGACAUUAAGAGUAAGAGUACUAAUAACUGUUUGUGCUGGUUGGAGUAGCACUUCAAACGUGGUUAUUUAUAAUGCCUUGUGUCGUAUUAUUAAAUGAGUUGUUUACAUUCUUAACAGAGAUUGUUGUUUGCUUUGGAUGCGAGCGAGCAAAUUGGCAAAUGUACAGGUUGAUUUUUUUUUUUUCUGUAGCAAUCUGUUAUACUGCAUGCAUGCAGACUGUUUAUUGUGCUUGGGAAGGCAGGUACUAAUAAGCCUUGAUGACAGAGGUCAGGUUUUAAUGGAGUAAUGAAUGCACUCUGUGACAGCAUGUACACUGUGCAAGUGUACUUUGCGUACAAAUGUUCUCUUUUUUAUUCUGUUGUCAUCUUCUGGAAUGCAUUUGUAUUUGCUUUUCAAAAAUAUAAACACCUUGUUGAUUUAUCAGAACAUGAUACUAAAUGACACAUUUUUGCUUUAGAAACCUAUGCAAUAGUCUUGUUUAGUAUUAGCAUUGUAAGUGCAGUUUUGUUUCUGUAGGUGUCAUUUGAUUUUUUUUUAUGUGCCUUCAAAAAUAAAGGCAUUUUAAAUAUA
Molecule: messenger RNA, 3078 nt
Organism: Labeo rohita (rohu)
Lineage: Eukaryota; Metazoa; Chordata; Actinopteri; Cypriniformes; Cyprinidae
Gene: cipca
Product: CLOCK-interacting pacemaker a
Exons: 4
Coding region: 213-1283 (356 amino acids)
Biological process (GO): negative regulation of circadian rhythm; negative regulation of DNA-templated transcription
Cellular component (GO): nucleus
Source: RefSeq, a predicted model, not a curated record